Bactrocera dorsalis (oriental fruit fly) is the source of this 3691-nucleotide messenger RNA. RefSeq names its product general transcription factor 3C polypeptide 3. Gene Ontology annotation, biological process: transcription by RNA polymerase III. Bases 106 to 2901 code for a protein of 931 amino acids. NCBI's taxonomy places the organism in Eukaryota, Metazoa, Arthropoda, Insecta, Diptera, Tephritidae. Gene Ontology annotation, molecular function: protein binding. Gene Ontology annotation, cellular component: transcription factor TFIIIC complex. The transcript is spliced from 3 exons. The record is from RefSeq and is a predicted model, not a curated record.
GCCAAACAGCUGUUUAUAGUAAACAAAUUGUGUUUGAUGCCGCGUCUAGUUUUUCGGCUAAAUAUAUUUGGUGAAACUUUAAAAAGAUAAUUCAUAAAUUUAAAAAUGGAUGGAAAUGCGUUUUUGAUUGAAGAGCUUUCUAGCAAUGAUGUAAGCGAAUCGGAAUUGUCAGAAUUCAAAGAAACGCAACCAUUAAAGGUACUAGACAUCAUAGCACCUGAUGAUUGUAAACCGACGAGUAGCACAAAUAUUUGUGGGAGUGGAAGUGGGAGUGAUGCGGUUCCUUUAAGAAAACAUAGUGAAAGUUCAACUGUAAUAGGUGGAGAAGGUGAAGCAGCUCUGAUAAAGCGUUUUGUGAGUGGCGAAGUAGAAUUUCCCGACUGUUACACAAAACUUGAGCCAGGCGAAGAAGAAGAAUAUGAUGUCGAUAAAUUCGAACUGGAAGCGCAAGAGCAACAGAAGUAUAUUACUGAUGUGGAACAAUCUACAUCCCCACAAGCGUCUGCAAAACGUGACAAUGAUUACGCUGUUAUGGAACACAAAACAGUGGAUACCGAUUUAAGUGAACCAAAUUGGCGCAGUAGAACAGAAAGUAUCGGUAGCAGUACCGGACCUAGCACACCCAGGCGGCGUACUGUACUCAAUGCAGCGCUACAGGGUCUAAUGGGUGAAGCCAAUUUAAGUUUUGCACGUGGCCAAAUUGAUAUCGCAGAAAAAAUAUGCUUGGAAAUUAUACGACAGAAUCCAUUAGCACCAGAGCCAUUUUUUACGCUGGCAGAAAUCUAUGAAACACGCAAUACUGAAAAACAUUUGUAUUUUUUAACACUUGCGGCACAUUUGAAUCCACAUGAUCGUGAUCUAUGGAUACGAAUAUCGGAAUUGCAUAUUGCACAGGGAAAUUUACAACGUGCGCGUAUAUUUUACACCAAAGCAAUAAAAGCAAUGCCCAGAGACUACGAUUUGCGUUUGCGUAAAGCACGUUUGCUGGAAUUGAUGAAUGAAACACAAAGAGCUAUGUUGACAUAUUUAAAGAUGUUACCACACGUACCACGCUCUGAAUCGGAGCUUUGUCUGACGACAGCCAAAAAUGUUGCACAUCAUUUUCAUGGUAUUUCCAAACACGCCAUUGCGCUUGAAGCUAUGGAAAGCGCUUAUCAAAUUUGUGGUGAUCGUUUUACACUAGAAGAUCUAAAUCUGUACAUGGAUCUACUCAUUUUCAACAAGGGAUAUGCAAAAGUCUUACGUUGUUUACGCGCGCGAACCUCACUCGAAUUGGAAACGGAGCAAGAAAGAAAUUUAGAACUGAUUUUCUUUUGUGUCAUACCGGAUGAUUUUGUACCCGAUUUUCGUGCAAAACUAUGUGUAAGUCUAAUACACUUGCAUGCACAUCAUUUGCUCGGUUAUCUUAUACAAAAUGUACACGAGCACAUUCCCUUGACAGAUGAUCGCUUAGAUUUAUAUAUUGACAUUGCGGAGGCGCUAAUGCAAGAGCACAAAUAUGCAGAAGCUAUAGAAUUGCUACGCCCAAUAACAGAUGGCGAUACGAUUGAGUGUCCAGCUUUUGUUUGGCUACGUCAAGCCGAAUGUUUGCGUAAUUUGAACCGCACCAAUGAGGCAAUAGAAAGUUAUACACGUGUUGUGGAGUUGGCACCAUUUUGCUAUGAGGCUAAGUUCACAUUAUCGGCGCUACUCAAGCAACAGGGACGUCACUUGGAAGCGGUGAAAGCGCUUGAACAAUCGGGUGAAUGCGAUGGCCAACCACUAAAUGCACGUUUGCUUUAUGAACGUUGUGUAAUGUUGCAGCAAAUCGGUGAGAUUGACGAAUUCCUCGAAGUCGGCUAUGUGCUCUUGGCGCGACAUUCAAUAAAAUUGCGCAAUCGUGAUGAAAUGUUCGCUGCGGCGAAUGGUGGCAGUUUUUAUAAUGCAGAGGGUCUCAAGGUUAUAUUGCAAAUGCGAAAUAUCACAGAGGAUACGGACAAGGCAUUGCAGGAAUAUCUUAAAAUACCACAGGAGAAUUCCGAUCUCACUAUACAAGAUGAAUUUCGACUAUUCCUCGAGUUGAUACGUGUCGCCUACGAACAACGUAAAUUCAGUUGCAUUGAACGUAUCUGCUUUGGCAUGGUGACCACAAAGCGUUUCACCGCCUACCAUAUCGAAUUGGAACGUAUCAUAAUACUCGCCUGUUACUUCAAUGACAAUUGCGCCAUUGCGUUCUCCUAUUUGCGUGAGUUGAUUUCGAAGAGUCCACAUAAUAUCGCGCUAUGGAAUUUACUUUCAUUGCUGGUGCAAAAGGGUCAAGAUUUACGUUAUCAUCGUUAUGUGCGGCGUCUCGUACAGCGUCAUCCCACGGAACGUCAAUUGCGUAUUUUCUUAGCUCACUAUCAUCUAUUUUGUUGCUCGUACAAAUAUGCAUUAAAUAUUUAUGUGCCUCUGUUUAAAGAACAGCAAACACCGAUACUUGCGUUCUGCAUUGCCGUGAUCUUUAAUCAAUUGUCAUUGCAACGUAAAGUAUUACGUAAAACUGCUGCCGUUGCACAGUCUAUUGCUUUUGCCCAAAAGUAUGCUACACUGCGUGCUGGCGUUGAAUGGAAGGUUGGCUCUACAAUCGUCGGCACUGUAGCUGAAGCACCAUCAUCGCAAAAAGAAACAAAUGUUAGCUGCAGUGCUGUUGAACAAGAAAUUUGUUAUAAUUUUGGGCGCAUUUAUCAACAGGCUGGCCUAGUGCACCUAGCCGUCGAGUAUUACGAGCGAGGUUUGGCCGCUCAACAUCCUUUGAUUGAUGAGCAUGAAGAGUAUUUGGGUUUGCGGCAAGAAAUUGCCUACAAUCUACAUCUGAUCUAUAAGGCAGCGGGGAAUUUACGCAAAGCGCGACAAUAUCUCUAUGAGUAUUGUGUUGUAUGAACUGUGUAAGAAAUAUGCAUUAAAUUUGGGAAUGUGGAUAAGCAAAUCACAGUAUUCACAAGGCAUACUAGCUAAAUUUCAAUUGUUUAAAUUCUUAAAUGCAUGAGUAUAUGUGUAACUGCUUCCAGAAAGUUAUUAAAAAUAUCAUAGCAGAUUCUCGAUUGAAUUUAGCUGCGUUGCCUCGGUGAUAAUAUGUGUAAGUAUAUUCAAAGCGUUGACAAUAAAAAAUUUUCAAUUAUUUUCAACAAUUUGUAACCCAGUUUUGAAGAUUGCUUGACAUAUACUAAAUUAAGAAAAACUUGCUUAAAAAUAUAUUUCCGAUAUGUGAAUAAAUUGUGUAUACAUAUUUUGAAAUUGUGGCAAAGCAAUGUACAUACAUAUGUAUAUAUCGCUCAUUUGCUGCAAGACCGGCAUAAGUCAAAAAAAUCGAUUCGCCAGAAAACGCGUUUAAAGUUUUCAACUUACUACAACCUUACACGGUGACUCCAACCUUACACCUCUUCUCAAGCGGAGCAUAUAAGAGGUAUUCAUAUGAAUUUUUCACUCAACAUGAAGUAUGAUAUAACGAACCAUUCUGCAGCAUUAACUCCAAAAUCACGUUUUUUGAAUUAUGCCGGUCUUGCAGCAAAUGAGCGAUAUGUACAUAUGUAUAUACUUUUCAGUAGUUGUAGCUAUAAGAAUCUAAUUGUGGUUCUAAGAAUACAAAGGAUUCUACCGUAUUACCAAACAGGAUAUGAAAUAUAAUUUUUUAUGAAUACAUAAACUUAACUAACCAAUUUUAAUAAAAAAA